Molecule: messenger RNA, 524 nt
Organism: Engraulis encrasicolus (European anchovy)
Lineage: Eukaryota; Metazoa; Chordata; Actinopteri; Clupeiformes; Engraulidae
Product: protein BCCIP homolog
Exons: 4
Cellular component (GO): nucleus
Source: RefSeq, a predicted model, not a curated record
UCGAGAACCAAAAUGGCUGCUCAACAAUAACAGUUUCUAUGCUAAUACCUCUGACCUUUCACCUUUCCCCAGUUGCACGGCGUGGUUUGUGUGUUGCUAGUGUGGUUACUGCAGCGUGUUUGACACAAAUCGACAGCAGCAUGGCAUCUUCUGCUAAAAGGCGAGCUGUGGGAAUGGGAGAAAAUCCUGAAGAUGACGAGAUGAGCUCGGAUGAGAGACUGGACGAUGAUGGAGAAUCUGAAGAGGACAGUGAGGAGGACUCGGAGGAAGAAAUAAACGAGGAAGUGGUGGUGGAUUUUGAGGCUCAUACGAUAUCCGACAACGACUUCAAUGGGAUCAAAAAGCUUCUACAUCAGCUGUUUUUGAAGGCUCAUCUGAACACAUCUGAACUGACGGACAUAAUAAUUCAACAGAAUCAUAUUGGAAGUGUUAUCCGGCAAGCAGAGGUGCCAGAGGACAGUGAUGACGAGGAUCCAGACGAGGUGUUCGGCUUCAUCAGCAUGAUCAACCUGACCGAGAGGAAG